CUUAAUGUCAAUUGAAAGUGUCAGUAUUGUGUUGUCGCAUUCGCAUCUUCUAAACAAAAUUAUAAAAUAUUGCUCCCUAGAAUAUUACAGCGCUAAAUUGGACAACUUAUAAAGUAACAGACACAAUGUCUUUAAACUUGGAUGUGGUGCCAAAAGAUUUAAGAGGCCUUCGGGCCUGUUUAGUUUGCUCUUUAAUAAAGACUUUCGACCAAUUUGAGUACGAUGGAUGUGAUAAUUGCGACGAGUUUCUUCGAAUGAAACAAAACAAAGACAAUGUUUAUGAUUGCACGAGUAACAAUUUCGAUGGUAUGAUAGCAGUAAUGAGCCCUGAGGACAGUUGGGUGUGCAAGUGGCAACGCAUCAGCCGGUUUCGCCAAGGAGUUUAUGCAAUCUCAGUAUCUGGACGCCUUCCAGCUGGAGUCAUCAGGGAAAUGAAGAGCCGUGGAAUUGUGUACCGACCAAGAGAUACCAGCCAGCGAUAAUAACCAAUAAUUUACUUAUUCCCUAUAUGUAUCAACUCAUUUUCAAAAUAAAUCCAUUUAUUUCAUAAAA
Messenger RNA from Leguminivora glycinivorella, 552 nucleotides. RefSeq names its product transcription elongation factor SPT4 (gene spt4). Gene Ontology annotation, molecular function: RNA polymerase II complex binding; zinc ion binding. NCBI's taxonomy places the organism in Eukaryota, Metazoa, Arthropoda, Insecta, Lepidoptera, Tortricidae. The record is from RefSeq and is a predicted model, not a curated record. Gene Ontology annotation, biological process: mRNA processing; chromatin organization; regulation of transcription elongation by RNA polymerase II. The transcript has 4 exons. Gene Ontology annotation, cellular component: nucleus; DSIF complex. The coding region runs from base 126 to 482 and encodes 118 amino acids.